AUGGGGGAACUUCCUUCUGAACCUCCAGGGCUUCUGAUGGAACAAGACUUCAUUUCGCCCGAAGCCGAACGUGAACUGUUAAAGGUUUUCGCACAUCUCGAGUGGCCAACAUUGCCCGGUCGCCGGUCUCUUCACUACGGCUACACCUUCAGUUACAAGACGUUUGGGAUUGACCGCGAUAUCCCCUUCAGAGCGUUUCCCGACUGGCUAGUCCCGCUGCUGCCGCAGAGAGAGAACAGGCCGCCCGACCAGGUGUGCUUGCAGCAUUACCCCCCCGGGGCCGGGAUCCCGCCUCACGUCGACACACACAGCGCAUACGACCAGCUCUAUUCGCUGUCGCUGGGCUCCCCGGUGUGCAUGCAAUUUCGCGACGGCGACUCGGGCCACAAGGUCGAGGUGGACUUGCCACCGAGGAGCCUGGUACAGCUCGGUGGCGAUUCACGACUGCACUGGACGCAUGGUAUAAGAGCCCGCAAGACGGACACGCUGCCUGAUGGGACGGUACGGCCGAGGCAGGAUCGCUGGAGCAUCACGUAUCGGUGGUUGCGGGAAGGGGCCACGUGUGAAUGCGGAAAUGAAAAGCUGUGCGAUACUGCGCAAAGCCGACGGGGCAUCGAAAGAGCAUACAGAUGGCAGAAGACGAGUGCUGACGACGCUGGAAAUAAGACCAGUUGA
Messenger RNA from Metarhizium brunneum ARSEF 3297, 675 nucleotides. It is a transcript of the gene alkbh8, whose product is annotated as Alkylated DNA repair protein alkB 8. Gene Ontology annotation, biological process: demethylation. The record is from RefSeq and is a predicted model, not a curated record. Lineage: Eukaryota; Fungi; Ascomycota; Sordariomycetes; Hypocreales; Clavicipitaceae. Gene Ontology annotation, molecular function: demethylase activity; oxidoreductase activity.